This is a messenger RNA of Thermothielavioides terrestris NRRL 8126, 810 nucleotides long. RefSeq lists its product as uncharacterized. The transcript has 5 exons. NCBI's taxonomy places the organism in Eukaryota, Fungi, Ascomycota, Sordariomycetes, Sordariales, Chaetomiaceae. The annotation marks the transcript as partial. The record is from RefSeq and is a predicted model, not a curated record.
AACUACGCCGGGAUGCUCGAGGCAUCGAUAUGGGCGUUGACAGCUGUGUCGGGCGUCUUUCUCGGGUUGCGGAUCUAUUGUAAACUGACCCGGCAUCGAUCGCUCUUGUGGGACGACCACUUCUUAGUUCUCAGCUGGAUUUGCAUCCUGGUCUCGUCGGCCAUGCUCACCGAAGGCACCAAGUUCGGCAUCGGCAUGCACUCCCAGGACGUUGACCCCACCAAAAUGCCCAUGAGUUCCCUGAUGUCGUACUCGGCGGGCUUGGCUGCCAUUCUCGCAGCGGCCUGGAGCAAGACCUCGUUUGCCAUCACCCUCUUGCGCCUUUCCGACGGGUGGCUGAAGUGGUUUAUCUGGUUCAUCAUCCUCUCGGUGAACAUCAUCCUCGGCGUUUCGGCCACCAUCAUGUGGACGCGCUGCUGGCCGGUUGCGAAACUCUGGUAUUCCGACAUGGAGGGCUCAUGCUCGACAUUGGAUACCAUGGAACACUACCAGACCUUCACGAGUGUGUAUUCCGGCGCGAUGGAUAUCACACUUGCUAUCCUCCCAUGGAAGAUCAUUUGGAACGCUUCGAUAAACAAGAGGGAGAAAACUGGCGCAAUGAUCGCCAUGAGUAUGGGCGUCUUUUCAGGCAUCAUAGCGUUCUUAAAGAUCAUCUCCCUGAAGGACAUCACAGAUAUUCGCUCCACAACUGUGGACUUGAAGAUCUUUGGUACCGCGGAGCCCGCCAUGUCGGUCAUCGCUGCAUCGAUCCCGAUCCUGCGAGCCUUCAUUCGAGGAAAAGCCACACAAAAAACAGAGCGGUCGAUACAA